Messenger RNA from Strongyloides ratti, 2691 nucleotides. RefSeq names its product FI20159p1. Gene Ontology annotation, molecular function: DNA-binding transcription factor activity, RNA polymerase II-specific; protein dimerization activity; RNA polymerase II cis-regulatory region sequence-specific DNA binding. Gene Ontology annotation, biological process: regulation of transcription by RNA polymerase II. The record is from RefSeq and is a predicted model, not a curated record. Bases 1 to 2691 code for a protein of 896 amino acids. Gene Ontology annotation, cellular component: nucleus. Lineage: Eukaryota; Metazoa; Nematoda; Chromadorea; Rhabditida; Strongyloididae. The transcript is spliced from 2 exons.
AUGUCUAAAGAAACAAUACAUUCGGGUCAUUUUAUGACAUCUUAUGUUCAUUCUGACAAUUUAUUUUCUGAUAAAUCUUGUGGUCCAUCAGUUGAGAUUGAUAAUGAAUUAGAUCAAACAGAGAAUGAUGUUAUUUCUACAAGUUAUAAUUCUGAAGAUGGUGGACAAAAAAGUGUAACAUAUUAUAAAUUUGGUCCAAAUAACUCAAAAUCAAUUGAUAUAGAUAUAACAUUAAAUAAGUUAAAAAAAUGUCUUAACUCUGCAUAUGAUAAAAUGACAACACCAAAAUGGAAAAAUUUUAAUGGUAUGAAACUUAAUUCAAAACAACGAAUACGCCUUAAUAAUAUAAUUUGGAGGAGUUAUCAUGAAUUUAGAAAAUCUCAAUUUGAAAAUAAAAAAGCUGAUUCAAAGAAAAAAAUUCCAAUAUGGCAUUUUGCUGUUCCAGAUGAUGAUACAACUCAUGCAAAAGUUGAGGGUAGUAUUGUUGAGGGAAUGUAUUGGAAAAGAAAAAUUGCUGCUGUUAGAGCUCAAUACAAACGAUGGAGAACUGAUAGAAAAUUAGAAAUAAAAAAAAAUGUUGGAUGUUGUGAGAAGAGAAAACAAAAAAAAUCAUGUGGAUGCAUUGAUUAUAAAAUAAUACCACAAACAAUAAGAACUAAAAGUUUAACACCAAUGUCUAGUAUGAAUGGUUUUGAUUAUGAUGGAUAUGAUGAUCUCGAAAAUGAUAUAUCUAAUCAAAUAUAUGAAACAUUAAAUAGUCAUUAUUUUGAAGAUCAAUGUGGAAAUACAAUGCGUACAAAUUCUGAUUUAAUUCAACCAAAUUUAUAUGGUAUUAUGCCAUCAUAUCAAGAUUUUAUGAGUAAUGAUCAUGAAUUUUUUGAUCUUCAUAAUACUUUUACAUAUAGUCCACCAACAAGUGAAGGUAAUCAGAUGGGAUCAUCAUUACAAACUCCAAUAUAUGGUAAUCAAGGUGAAGUAAUUAGUUAUAAUAAUAGAGAAUUACCUUCAAAAACAACUCAUUCAAUAAAUGCACCUGCAACACAAUAUAUAUCAUCUUACAUGCAUCAACAACCACAUUAUACACAAGCUGUUUAUGGUAUGCAAUCAGUAAGUAUGGAAAAUCAACAACAUGAUUUUAUGCCACUAAGUAAUAGUAUUUUUGGUGAACCAUUAACAUCAACAACUAUUAGUGUUGCAGCAGCAUCUAGUCCUCAUACAUUACCUCCUAAUUCUAAUUUUGAUUAUCCACAAUCAUUUAUACAUAAUAAUCAGGUGGGAUUUAAUAGAAAUAAUAAUAAUAAUAAUAAUUUAUAUAAUGGUGGUGGGCAAAAUUAUUUACAAAAUAAUAGAUUUUCUAAUAAUAUUAAUUUUAAUAAAAAUAUUGACUUUACUCCAUCAACUAUUCAACAAAAUAUUCCUCAAUCAGAAGUAUGGUGGAGUAAUAAUGGAAAUAGAGGAAUAAAUGAUAUUUCACAAAUUAUGAAUCCCCAAAAUAGUUCAUUUUCAAUUCUUCAAAAUACCUCACCAUCACCAUCAUUUAAUAUUUCUGAUAUUAUUGAACCACCAUCAAAAAUUGAAAAUAUUUUGUCAAAUGUUACCUGUAGAAAUAAUGAUAAAACACGUGUUACCAGAUUAGUUGGUAGUGAAAUGGAAGGACCAUCAAUGGUAUCAAGAUCUGGUACACCAUCUAAAGGAGCCUUAAAAGCAUAUCCACCAAUGUUUCAACCUAGUACAAAUGAUUCACCACCAUUAAAUAGUAAUGUUAAACAAUGGCAUGAUACACCAAUAGAAUCAUCCUUAUCUCGAUCAUCAUCAAAUCUUAAUGAUAAAUAUAUAAAAGAUAAUACUUGGUUAAAACCACAAGCAUCUGAAAGUAGAAAAAGGCGAAGUAGUUUAACAGAAACAUCAUUUAAUGUUAGAACUGAACAACAAAAUAAAUCUAAAAAAUCAUGUAAAAUGGGUUCUGUUAAGUUUGAAAUUUAUGAUUCUGAUGAUGCUUUUUCUUCAGUUCCUUCAACUCCCAAAAAUAAUAAUUCUGUUGUUUGUGAUACUACAUUUACAAAUCAUGAAACAAGAAAAAGAAUUUUACAUUUAAAUGCAGAAAAAAAUAGGAGAAAUGCUUUAAAAGAUGGAUUUGAUCAACUUUUAAAAAUUCUUCCUAAUCUUAAUAAUGGUCUUAAAACUACAAAUGCUGUUGUUUUGGCAAAAUCUGUUGAACAUAUUAAUAAUUUAGUUGAAAAAACAACUGACAAUGAACAAGAAAUUAAUGAUCUUAAUAAAAAGAUAGAAGAAUUAAAUGAUAAAAUUAAAAAUUUUCAAGAAAAUAUGCCAUCUUCAGGAAAAUCAAAUUUAGCACUUAAAACAUCAUCUACCUCAAUUGCUCAUCAAUUUGAAAGAUUUUUUGAUAGGUAUGUCAAAGAACAAACACGAAAAGAUUACCGUUUUUGGUUAAUGUGGAAAUUAAUGAGAAACUCCGUAACUUCUUAUGGUCAAUCUCUUCCAUCGGAAGGUUGUCAAUCCAAAGAAAAAUCUGUUGGACAUUUCAAAAAUUGGUUAAUGGAGCAUUUUGAUUCAACUCAACUUAGGCGUGAUUCAUCAAAUCUUUUGAUUUAUUUAGCAACUAAGACAACUUUCAUGAGUAAACCUAAUUCUCUUUCAGAAUAUAUAAAUGAUGAAAUUGGCAAACCAUAA